AUGUCACAUGAUAAUCAAAAUGUUUCUACAAUCGGUAAAACUCUGAAUACUGUAACCAGUCAAAAAUCACAUCCGAUAAAGUCACAGCAACGGUCAUCUAUGAAAAUGUCUAUAAAGAAUAAGCUGUUACCUAAAAAAGGAAAAUGGACAAAUGACUUUACUACAAAAUAUCAACGUGUGAUAAAUAUUCCUCUUCAAAAUGAAAUUAUGAAAAUGAAAAAGGUUGAUUGCAAAGAAUAUACAGAAUCCAUCGAUAACAGAAGCUAUGAUGAUAUGGAUGAUGAUGAUCCAGUUACUGUGUUGCGCAAGGAAAUACAAGAUUGGAGAAUUAAUGAAAUAUUAACAUCUAGAACUGAAGAAAAACUUACUGGAACUCCAAGCGAACAGCGUAGUUGUAGUUAUGUUGCUUCCGGAGAAACCACAAAAAGACAACAAAGUCCAAAUGUUCCCAAGUCUUCUACAACGUUUGUUGCUCUCUCAGCAGUAACAAAGGAACGUGAUAUUUUAGAAUACUUGGAUUUGUGCGUGGAUCCGCCUGACCGCUUGCCCGUGUUUUGUCACUCAAAAAUGCACUCGCAGUCAGCGUGUGACUGCUACUGCAAAACUCGCGUGCCGAUAGCGCGGCAAAGGGAGGAAAUUCAAUCUGCGAGGAGCCGUGUCAGAGAUUCUAGGAGCUCAGUUCCUAAAACGGACGCUAUCAGAAGCGCGAGAAAAAUUCCGUUGGUUUCAGCAAAAGUUGUCGAUGAUGAACAGUUCGAUAGCAAAAGAUCUACGAUAACACUUCCGGUUACGCCGGAUCUUAGCCCAGAGACGUCGGCAACUCUCGACGACGUACAAAAAUUGAUCAAAGAUGCACAGAUUCGUAUGAAAGAAAUAAGCAUAGUCACUAAUUGUAAUCGACUUCCAAAAAAUAUGUCUGUAUGUCCCGACGAGGCGCCACUCGACGACGAAAACGAUCAAUUAUUAUACAUUCGCGAGCGCGUGGCGCAUAAAUUUCAAGAAGCGAACGGCUGGGUCGAUACCAGCUCCACGGACUCGAGAAUUCAACUCUCCGGCGAGGGGCAUCCCCUGGCGAAGCCUAAGAGAGUUGUCGAUCUGUCUGCCCCGAAAUUCAGAACCUCCGAGGACCGUUACAAAGAGUUCUCGCGACAGAGGAAGCUGGAUAUACGAAAGUUGGGCCUGCCCUCGUCGCUAGCAGACGACGCACCCGUGAACGAUGAAAAUGGGAAGCUCGAUGAUCAAGCACGUUCUCCAAGACGCGAGAGAGACAGAGGUAUCGACGCGUGUUCCAUUCAGACGUGUCCUCCUGUGAACAUCAAGGGAGACCUGAUUACCCAGAAUUUGCAGAACAUCCACAUCUCACCGGACCCCUUCUUCGUGCAGGAGAGCCAGAACGUUGGUACAUACGCGAUAGUUCACAAUUUUUCCAGGAAGACCGAAUCUCCGAGGAGGAGAGAAAAGGUGAUUAAGAUAUCGGAACAUAGCAACGACGAUAAGAACAAUGGCAGACGGAGGAAAAGUGACUCCAGGGAUUACAGCGAUAAUGGGUCUACACGCGAUUUAGAAAGGUCGGGAAGAGCUGGUAUCUCGGUAGCAAAUGAUGAGAAACUCACUGAAGAUGCGAAAGAAGCACGUGAGACGUCAGUGACGAACUUGGAGAACGUGGAGAACUCCGAACCAAUGGCUUUCAAGGACUCUAAGAUUGAUUAUGGCGAGAGAAUGUUAGAGGGAAGUGCAGGACCUAUGGAUGCUCGCGAUGUUAAUUCGGAGGACGAAGCGAACGAUGGAGCGACGAAAGUAGGUUCGAGGAACGAUCAGAAGCAAGUACGAUUCGAGGAACAGGCAUCAAAGCCGGAAAGCUGUGAGGAUCGCUUCGAAUUGCAAAACAGGGGCGGAAGCGACGCGACUUUGGUGCAGGAUUUAAAGAUACCCUUGACAUCCCUGGAAUUAAAGAUUCAGGAAGUUUUAAAGGAUAAUAUAGAGCAAUUCAGACGGUCUUCCGCUUUAAGGGAGGUCGAACCGAACGAUGAACACGUGCCGUUAUCGAGCAAGGAGAUAGAAGAAAAGCACAGGAUCAAUAAGAGGAGGCACAAGGAGAUCUGCGAGAAGCGAGGAGCGAAGGAUGAAGACUACAAAAUUAUAGACAAACGAUUCGCGAAUAUCGUCAAAACGUAUUGCACCAGGGAUGACAACGGUUCAGAAGAUCGUAGCCACGUUCUCUCCUCGAGCAUGAUCUCUUCCGAAGAUUCUACAGAGUCAGACGAUCUCUACGAUCUCUACGAGCCACCUCUGAACGAGUUCGAUGAUGUCCUAGCCUCGUACAACAAAAUAAUCGACAAUAUCGUUCGCACCACGAAAACCAUCGACGAGUUCCUAUCGCGACCAGAACUCGACGAAUAUCGAGCAGAAAGCACGUCCCAGACGAAGAUUAACAAAAAGUCUGUGUCAGUUAAUCCGACAUUAUUGAACAAAGGAAGAAUAGUCUCGAUAGAAACGAACAAUUCACUUCCAUCUCGAACUAAACACUGUACUAAUCGACCUGACAAUCGGUCAACAAAUGUAGACACGAACCUUGAUAAAUCGAAACGAAGCAGAUCCGUACCUGCACCGACCAAGAGAUCCGUAUAUCCGAGCAACGAUGAGCCAAAGAAUAGAUGUAUCGUUCCAAAGACACCGACUAGACGUCCAAGUAUCAAAACGAAAGACAGGUUAGACGCUCAGAAGAAAACGCAGAGCCGAGAGACCACAGGGUCCAGCGAGGAUAACAGUAAGAGCAACAAAAUGUCGAGGAUUGUGGACUCUAAACGAACCCGACCUCUUGAAACGCGUUCUCUUCGGUUAACAAAUGACAUGUCCAGCCUGACCACUUCCUCCACGUGUCCGCAAUCCUCGAGUACUGAUACGAAGACCACGAACGACACGAGGGUGUCGGAAGAGGUCUCAAAGUCAACGACCAACGACGAGAAUGACGGAGUAGCAACGACCUUAAGAAUAAAUACGUUGGAUGUGAAUGAGAGGAAAACACAGCAGGAUAAUCUUGAUUGCGCGACGUUGCAGGACGUCCUCAAACAAGGUUUCCCAGAAACAAAGAGAGAUCUGAUCGCGCAUGUUAAGGAUAAAGAGAUAAAGGACAUUCUCAACGUCAACGAGAUCGUUCCUCUGAUGGUGAGAGGCUUGCUGGAGAGUUUGAGGAGCGAGGUUAAUUUUGGAAAGCUGAAGUUGCUAGUUUCCGAAGGGACGUCACCGAGAAACCCAGCUUCCGCUCACGACAGAGAGAUAAAAAUGAUCGAAGCGUGGAGAUCGGAUGGCGAGUCUGAGUGUCAAAGUUCACAGUCGGACCGUCCGCCAAGUAAGAAUCUUAGCACUACGGAAACGGUUGAAUGCAACGACGAGAUUAUCGAUGGACAUGUCUCGAACCAGUCUGAUCACGAAGAGGCUUUUAAUUCCGGAAACCAAUCUUCGAGAUCUAACGAGACUAUACCGCGGUCCAAAGCUGAGCAUUGGCAAAAUGAGAGUGUGAAUGAAGCUAAUUCUGACAUGGAGUCGUUAAAAGAAGCUCGUAUCGAGAAUUACGUUAAAUCCGAGUCUAAAGAAGAUGACGGUCUGGAAUUAAGCGAAGAGACGAGGGAAAAUUUGAUUUCUGACAAAACUGUAUCAAACGUUGCUAUCGACGAUCCAGUUGGAACCGAGGAAGACCAGGUGGUUUCACAGGAUAAUGCAUCGCGGAAGAUAAACGAAGCUUCGAAUGUUGAAGGUGUCGAUAAGGAGCUGUUAAUAAUAAAUGAGGCUGAAAAUACGAAGCACCCUGAGUCCUCGAGUAAAUUGUCAUUGUCAAACGACGUGAUAUCCGAUGUGAAAACGCAAAAAUCCGUGGAAUCGGUGGAGAACGUGGGAAAAGGUACUGGACAGUUGGGUAGUAGCUUUUCUCAGGUCUCGUCGUUCGAUUCUCUCCACGAUUGCGGAUCUCUUCGAUCUUCCUCGAGGAGUCUUUCGAAAACGUCGAAUAAUAUGGAACUUUCGCAGGAAGUUAACGAACAUAAGCAGAUUGCGCGAACGAGUAACCUAAUUGAUGACAGAAUAACGACUGUAGAUAUUUCGUUCUUCGAUGGUGCAUUUGAGAAGGAAAAGAUUUUAUCAGACGUCUACGAUGAAACGCACAGAAAGUUCUUGUCUUCUACGUGCCUCGAUUCCAAUUAUCCGACCAUGCUCAAUCAACAAUAUAGGGUUUCUAACGGCAUAUCCACGAUAUCCUCGAUAGAGUCGAAUAAGACCGAAAUUUCAUCGAGUACUUAUCACUCUGAGGGAGAAUUAUACAUGCCUAGUUCCGGUUCAUAUUCCCUAGGAGAAAUUCGAAUGUUGAUGAAAAGUCAAUCAGAUGGAGAAAAUACAGAUGAUUUUGAUGAUAAUGUUUCGAUUUUCGUUACAAAAAAGAUGUUGACUUCGUGGAACGAAUCUUCGAAGUCGCUCAUUCAAAGUAUGGGAGAAAUAUAA
Molecule: messenger RNA, 4491 nt
Organism: Eufriesea mexicana
Lineage: Eukaryota; Metazoa; Arthropoda; Insecta; Hymenoptera; Apidae
Exons: 8
Coding region: 1-4491 (1496 amino acids)
Source: RefSeq, a predicted model, not a curated record